AUGAUAGCUCGUCUAUCGUGUCUUUCCUGCUUUGACCGCCAGGAGUCUUCUCAGAAGGAAGUAGUAGCAGCUGAAGAAGUCAUCAUGCCUGACAUCGUGCAAAAUGGCAAGGUGCCACCAGCGCCGCCGCCACCACCACCACCGGAGAAGCCACGACGAGCCGAUGGCCGGCGACGUGCCAUGAAAAAAGUCGACGAACUACAUCCGGCUGUGGAACCACCCACUGGGUUAGUCUAA
Molecule: messenger RNA, 237 nt
Organism: Cooperia oncophora
Lineage: Eukaryota; Metazoa; Nematoda; Chromadorea; Rhabditida; Trichostrongylidae
Source: the annotation of a GenBank genome assembly